Physella acuta is the source of this 530-nucleotide messenger RNA. RefSeq names its product hepatic leukemia factor-like. Gene Ontology annotation, cellular component: nucleus. The record is from RefSeq and is a predicted model, not a curated record. Gene Ontology annotation, molecular function: RNA polymerase II cis-regulatory region sequence-specific DNA binding; DNA-binding transcription factor activity, RNA polymerase II-specific. Gene Ontology annotation, biological process: regulation of transcription by RNA polymerase II. Lineage: Eukaryota; Metazoa; Mollusca; Gastropoda; Physidae.
AAUUCACAUUCAGGUCAAGAGGAUUUUGAUCCCAGAAAUAGAAAUUUCACUGAUGAAGAACUUAAACCUCAGCCGAUAAUUAAAAAUCUAAAAAGGAACUAUAAUGUUUUUGUUCCUGAUGAUUUAAAAGAUGAAAAAUACUGGGCGCGCCGUCACAAGAACAAUUAUGCUGCUAAACGUUCAAGAGAUGCAAGACGAGUGAAAGAAAAUCAAAUAGCAUUAAGAGCUGCAUUUCUGGAGAAAGAAAACAUGUGUCUUCGUGAUGAAAUGAAUAAAUUACGCAAAGAAAAUGCUAAGCUUAAGGCUAAAAAUUACCAAGUAUGAAGAUACAACUGUUGCCUGAAACUAGUGUGUCCAAAAUGAAUCUUUAACAUUUUGAAUGUACAUAUCAUAAAAAUACUAUUGAGUGUUUAAAUAUUUAAAUGCUUGUCUUCUUUAUUGUAAAGAUGUGAAAUAAAUAUUACUUUUAUGGAAUUGGGCAUGUAUCUCUUUUUAGUAGGUAAAAGUUUUUUCAGGUCUCUAUAUUUUGU